Messenger RNA from Ilyonectria robusta, 2195 nucleotides. RefSeq lists its product as uncharacterized. Lineage: Eukaryota; Fungi; Ascomycota; Sordariomycetes; Hypocreales; Nectriaceae. The transcript has 2 exons. The record is from RefSeq and is a predicted model, not a curated record. Bases 1 to 1872 code for a protein of 623 amino acids.
AUGGCCAGCGACGCGGAAUCUGACUCUCACGAGUAUGGCGUCCCAAAGGACAAACUCUCGCAAACGCCGGCACAGCAGCCUGCUGCCGGCGAGAGUUGGCGUCCAGGCAGAAGCCCGGCAAAUGUGGAAUUAAAUCUAGGUCUGCAAAUGCAUCAACGGCAGCGAGCACUUCGGAGUGCAGGGCAAGACGCAAGUGCUCCAAGGCCUGAGCCAGUUGGCCCUCAUAGCCCGGAGCAUCUGAGUCCCCCUUGGACGAGACCUACCAUCCCUGACGAAGGCGAGCCGUUGAGACGCACCCGGCGACCGAUUCCUUCUGAUUGGAAACCACCCCUGGCGGUUGGUGCAUCUCUCGGAGAAGGGCUGAGCCGCUUGGAACAGGCAGACAGACUCGUGGCCCAAUGGGAAGCAAUUCUCAGGAACGCCCGCGAGACGCAAACAUUUGCAGACUUGUCAUCAUUUGAACGACAGCUCGAAAAGGUCACGCGGGAACGCGAUGAGCUGGACGAGAGCGAAGAGAACCUGGUGCCUGUUGAGGAGCUCGAAUCGACGAAGAGAGAUCGAAUCGAAGGUCGCAUCAAAGUCCUGAAGGGGGCAUUGGAGCGAUGCGCCAGCCAAGCCGGCAAAGUCAACAUCCAAGCAGCCAUCGACGCUUACGAAGAUGGGCGCAUUCUAUGUUGGGACAAGUGGACGCUGGUCUACGCCGGCUCCGUUGUAGACUAUUGUCCCACCUACGAAUCAUUCACCGUAGAUAGGGACAAGAGGCUCGACCGCUACUUUCUAGACCAUGGCCUUGGUUGGCUCUGGUUCGAGGCGCCCCUGGCACCCGCGGGCAACACUCAGCCGGGGCACUUGCUUGCAGCAACGUGGGCACAGCCUUCGAGUAAGAAAGCCAAGUGCUGGAACGGCGCUUCCGACGGAUGGAACAUAACCAUGGGCUUCCGCCGCGUCAGGGCCUUUCACAGCCGUCUAAUUGAACCAGAAAGCGCUCAGCCAGAUCUGGGCCAAUUUGGAGGGAGCUUGGCCAAGAACAAAACAUCCCAGGGCAAGGUUCUUCCGGUUACGCCUACGCAUGCCGGCUUCUCCAAGAAGCAGAUGGAGGGUCUGCAACGCAGAGGACACGACGACCCCGACGGGCCACGAUGCUUUUUCUUGAUGCACCUCGAUAGUGGCGCUAGCGUCCCGUCACUCCACGAGACCGAUCUGACCAUGCUUGGGAUUGACCUGUGCGCGUACCCGCCCCAGACUGAAAUGUCGAUGGCCACGGCCAACGGAAUUAUUGAGAUGCCCAUGCUCGAGAUGCGCGUCGACGUGUGUCAGCACGACGGCACGCCGCUGGUUGGAGACAACCCGGUGUGGCCCCGUGAGCGACACGAGCUGGGGGGGAUCGUCCCCGUAACUGUGAUGCCCGGCUCCGACGUGCUAAUCGAGGGCGACAGCGGGGGACUGACGGCCAAGGUGCUUGAGAAGCGGCGGCAGCAGGGCGAAGAUGUGAGCCAAAAGGCGCUUGCGGGGAGAGGCAAGGCAUACGCCGAGAUGCGGUUGUCCGGGAUGCUGCCGUUCCAGGUGUGUUACUCGGCGUGUGCACCGGGGUUGACGCCGUGGUUUGGCGAGGACCGGAGGGACGUUCUCGGCGCGGACCGGAUGCCGGGGCAGCGCCGGAACGAAUGGCACAAAGGUAUUUUGAGCCAGGAAGCGCCGGUGGAGGUGGAGAUCACGGAGCGGCCCCGGCUCAUCGUGUUUGAGCACGAGCUAGGACACGCGAGGAGGCUGCGCGACGUUGACGUCUUGGGUCGGCCGGGGGCCAGUAUCACGACGCUGAUUGAUGGAUCGGAUAUCAAGUCGUUCUUGGUGGAGCCACGGCGGCUGCCAUAGAGAGUGGGCGGUAAUUCAGCUGGACACGGGUGCUUUCAGAGUUUGGAGAAAGCUUGGUUGUAGAUUGGGGUUGGUUGGACGACAGUGCGGGCGAGGAUGAUCCCUGGACAUGUAUGAUGAAACAACCAACUCAGAGUAAUGCCAUGUCGAUCGUUGUCGCAGCUAACAGUCGAUGUACGUGGCUAGGUUGCAAUUGCUGCACGGGAGAGGAUUCUGGCUCAGCCCCUCGAAUUGCGUAUGAUAUGAGACCGAAGAUUCCGGAUUAUGUGACCUUGCGAAUACAGAGUGGCUUUGAAUAAUGUGAAUGCAGACUUUUGUUGAUG